This is a messenger RNA of Prunus armeniaca (apricot), 357 nucleotides long. The record is from the annotation of a GenBank genome assembly. Lineage: Eukaryota; Viridiplantae; Streptophyta; Magnoliopsida; Rosales; Rosaceae.
AUGGGUUCUUCCUCCUCUCGGUCUCCUGCUUAUCUUACUGGAGAUGGUGUUGAUCAGCAUGCAAUCGAAGUUCGCAGCAAGCUCCACCCUUUUACCCAGAAGAAUUUGGACGAAAACGUUCAUUGCCUUUGUGAGAACACACUCGUUCUAGGUCCUCACUGGUUUGGCGCGGUGGUCAAUCUGUUCAAGGAGGAUGCUGAGGCUCCCCUUUGCCUCCAAAGCUCUUCUGCCCUGGCUUCUCACACCUGGGUCAGUAAGAACUUGAGUCAUUCCUAUCCCUCCAGUGAAGUGAGGAAUAGUGCAAUGAAGUGGUCGGAUUGGAUUGAUAGACUCCUUUCGAGGUAUGGAGAUCACUAG